This is a messenger RNA of Setaria italica (foxtail millet), 1704 nucleotides long. RefSeq lists its product as uncharacterized. The transcript has a single exon. NCBI's taxonomy places the organism in Eukaryota, Viridiplantae, Streptophyta, Magnoliopsida, Poales, Poaceae. The record is from RefSeq and is a predicted model, not a curated record. The coding region runs from base 144 to 1355 and encodes 403 amino acids.
UUCCCUCGCUCCGGCCGUUACCCAAGCAGGCAGACACCUCAGCUGUCAAGCUCAGCUCCGUGCCUGCCUCCUCCAUCCUAGGAAGGCGGCGGCGGCGGCCGCACCCGCAAAGAGAGAAGCUCGGCGGCGGCCGGUCGGUGGCAAUGGUGGACGUGGACCGCCGGAUGGCCGGCCUGACACCAGCGGCGCACGCGGCGGGGCUUCGGCGCCUGUCAACGCGCGCCGCGGCGGGGCCCUCGUCAGCGUCGGCGUCCCCGCGGCACGGCCUGCACUCCUUCGCCCCGGUCGCGGCCGCGGUGCUGGCCCACCUCCGGGCCUCCGGUGUCGCCGUGCUCCCGGGCCUCACGGAGCUCGAGCUGGCGCGCGCCGAGGCCGAGAUGGGGUUCGCGUUCCCGCCCGACCUCCGCGCCGUCCUCGCCGCGGGGCUGCCGUCGGGGCCUGGGUUCCCGGACUGGCGCUCCCGCGCCGGGCUCCGGUCCGCGUUCGACCUGCCCAUCGCCGCGGCGUCGCUCCAGAUCGCGCGGGGUGCGCUGUGGCCGCGAUGCUGGGGGCCGCGCCCCGCCGACCCGGACCGCGCGCUGCGGCUCGCGCGCUCCGCCAUCCGCCGCGCGCCGCUGCUCGUGCCGCUCUUCGACCGGUGCUUCCUCCCCUGCCGGCCCUGCCUGGCGGGCAACCCGGUGUUCUUCGUCACCGACGACCGCGUCCUCUGCUGCGGCCUCGACGUGCUCCACUUCUUCACCCGCGACUCCUGCUUCCAGCCGACGCUCGACCCGCGGGCGCCGCUGCCGUUGUCCCGCGAGACGCCCGCCGCGACGCCGUGCACGCGCCGCAGCCUCGACGCGGCCUGCGGCGGCAAGGCCCCGCGCUGGAUCGAGUUCUGGAGCGACGCGGCGUCCGACCGGCGCCGCCGCGACUCGUCCUCCUCGGAGGCCUCCACCGCGUCGUCGCUGUCCUCCGGGUGCGCGUCCCCGCCGCCGCCGCCCAGGCGGUCCAGGACCCCGCACUGGGUCGACACCUACCUGGACCGGCUCGGCUCCGUGCUGCGGCAGGGCGGGUGGAGGGACACGGAGGUGACGGAGAUGGUGGAGGUGGCGGCCUCCGGGAUGUUCGACGGCGAGGAGGCGGCGGCGCCCCCCGAGGCCGACCCCGACGCCGUGCUCGACGCGCUGCUGCUCAAGGCCGACCGGUGCUCAGACUCGCUCCGGCGCGCCGGGUGGAGCUCCGAGGACGUGUCGGACGCGCUCGGGCUCGACCUCCGCCGGUGCAAGGAGCGGCCACGCCCCGCCGUGCAGAUUCCUCCGGAGAUCGCCGUGAAGGUCGAGCGGCUCGCGCGGUCGGUGGCGCGGCGCCCCUGACCCGGCCUCGCCGCGGCUCUGGCACGGCCGCAUCAGCUGCCGCCGGAGAGGCACCUGCCGCCACCAUUUUUCUUCAUCCCUUUCAAAAAUGCCCCAUUCAGAUUUUUUAUUGACUUUUUCACUAUACAAGGAAAGAAUACUUGUACUUUAAUCAAGUAGUAAAAACUGUACGAAAAAGUUAACCCCAUGAUCGUGUCUAUGCGGAGGUGUAAUUAAAUGCUUGGAAGUGAGCAGUACUAACGGCUACAUUUGACGGCGCAAGCCAUUUCUUCGUGUCUCGCUAAGGCCAGCAUAGCCAGCCUCAAUGGAGUUUUAUGAAAAGUUUUAUGGAGUAUAUUACUGACUGUUU